Messenger RNA from Rotaria sp. Silwood2, 7191 nucleotides. The record is from the annotation of a GenBank genome assembly. Lineage: Eukaryota; Metazoa; Rotifera; Eurotatoria; Philodinida; Philodinidae.
AUGAUUGAACAAAAAUGGACACAUAUAACACUUGUUUGGGCUAAAGGAAUGCUUAAAAAUAGUGCUGUUACAUUAUAUAUCAAUGGAAAACAAAUAGCUGUACAAAAACUUCAUUAUAUAAAUAAUAUGACUGUUCCACCUGGAAAUAGUAUUUCAACAUUUGCAUAUAUUGGUUCAUUACCAAUUCAACGUGUACAUUCAGGUGUACAAUGGCGUCAAGGUCCAUGUUUUCUUGUUGAUGAUAUUCUUUCAUCACAAAUUAUUCUCGCUAUGUAUGUAGCUGGUCCAAAUUAUAUUGGUUCAUUUCAAGCUGUUUGUGUUGAUCCAAUAAAUGAUAUAUUUGCACCAUUAUAUCCUGAAGACAGAAUCAUAUUUGGUUUACAUCCAGCUAGUUUUUUUGAAACAACUUUAUCACAAUUUAAAAAACUUUAUAGUAAAAAUGAUGCAAAAUUAAUUGCUAAACAGUUGAAUAUGCCAACAAAUGAAUCGACAGUACCUAUUCGAAUUUUAUAUAACAUUGCAGCACCAUAUAGUGGUCCUGCUCGGACAAUUGGUGGUGUAGUCAUUGGUUAUUUAGGUGUUCGUAUAUUUGUUCCGAAUCCAGUAUCAAAAACUAUUGAAUAUAUUGGUGGUCCAAAUGUAAUCCUUGGUUUAAUAGCAAUGUCAAAUGAUAUUGAAUCAUUUUGUGCAUCAGUUAAAGCAUUUGUUUGUAUACUUAAAUCAAAUAAACAAAUUCAAAAUGAAUUAUUAAGAACAAGAGCAUAUCAAAUUCUUGGUCUUUUAUUUCUUAAAAAACGUCAUCUAAUCAAUAGUCAUAUAUUACAUUUAACAUGUACACUUGUUGGUACAAUUGAUACUGUACGUGAAUCAACAGCUAUAAUAAAUCCAGCUGCUUUUGAACAUUUAUUAUGUGAAUUUGAAAUUUGGAAAGGUGCUAAUGUUGAUAUACAAAAAUCUUUAUUUGAUCAUUUACUUGAUGUAUUUUUAACAAGUGAUACACAAAAUUUAAUGAUGAAUCAAAAAUUAUCACAAAAAAUUAAUUUAAUGUCACGUUUAUUACAUUUACUUAAAGAUGGUUCAUUAUAUGAAUCAACACGUUUAAUUGUUAUAGGUCUUAUUCGUGUAUUACUUGUUACAUAUAAAAGUACAAAUGAUAUAUUAAAACUUGGUCAAUUUCUUGUUUAUCUUCUACCAUCAAGUUCAAUAUCAGAAAAAAAUCUUAAUAUUUAUGGACCUGUUGAUGAUUUAUCAAUCGGUAUACAAAAUAUAAUUUUACGUAAUUUUCUUUUGGAAAUGUUAGCUCGAACAAUAAGUGAAGAAAAACGUUCACAAACAAAUUUAACUGACGAAUUUCUUACACAUCUUGGUUAUGAUUGGGUUCUUCUUUUUCUACAAUCACAUCUUCAUCCACGUACAAUUAUUUUAACAACAAAAUUACUUAUUGCUUUUCUUUUAUCAUCAUCAAAUGCACUUACACGUUUUCGUGAUAAUGCUAUGCUACUUAUAAAUCCAUCAACAACAAAUAAUUCUUCAACAUCAUCAACAACAACAACAACAACUGGAUUUACAAUAUCAUCACCAACAUCAAAUACAACUAUUACAACACCAUUAUCACCAUUAUCAUCAAUUAAUGAUAGUUGGAUUAAUGUAUUUAAUGAUCGACCAGCAACAAAACCAACGUUUGCAUUAAGUAUUGAUCCAACAUUAGCACUUGGGAAUAAUACAAAUGUAUCUAUACCUUUACCUGGUUUUGUUCUUUUACAAUAUAUAUAUGCACAACUAUCAGAAGUUAUACCAAUUUAUUAUCAAUUAACAGCACUUCUUUUUCGAUUAAUGCCAUCGGAUGAAAUGAUGGAACUAACAGAGCUUCGUGUUGAAAAAUUAUUAAAAUUUAUAAAUAUUUAUACUCCCCUUGCUGCUACUCUUUCGACUGCAAGUUCAUCAGUAUCAAAACAACAAUCAACAGCUCAACCGCAACAACAAUAUGAAUUAGAUGCUUGUCCUAUUCUUCUUGCAAUGAUUCGAAAUUUAGCUUCACAAGAAAAUGAACAAGCUGAACAAAAUGGUUUAGCUGUAUUAAAAUUUUUUCAUCAAUUAUAUCGUCGAAAAAGUGAAUUUUAUAAUUAUGCUCAAACUGUUGAAUAUCUUUCAUUUCUAUGUGGCGUUGUUUUUCCUCCAAUAAUUCAAAAUCAAAUGUCUUUCGAUUCACCAAGUACAAUUACUCGUCAGAAAAAUGUCAAUAAUGAAGAAUCUGCUUCACCAACUAUUCAUCUCGAUUCUCUGUUUGCUACAUUUACAUCAAAUAUAACAUUACGUGGAACAGUAGUUGAUAUCGUACGAGAUAUAAUUGUCGAUAGUCUCUAUUCAAAUACAGCACGUAUACCAAAUGCGAUUGAUUAUUUUCUUUCUGCUCUUCCAGAUAAUAUGAAUUCUGAUUUAACAUAUCAAAUAUUUGUUCAAUGUGUAUUUAAAUCAAUAAUAGAACAUUUAGAAACAUCAGAAUUAUGUCCAUUAAGUUUAAGUGAAGAACAAACAAAUGCACUUCAUUUUGGUCUUAGUGAUGAACCAGGACGACCAGCAUAUUCACGUACAAUUUCAAGUAUGUCAUCGAACUCAUCAUCAACAAAUUUUAAUGUAUCAUCAUAUAAAUUAUUACUUGAAAAUGUUACACAUUUUAUUGAACGUAUGGUUGAUAAAAUCUGGGAUAUUGAUUAUCGUGAACCAAAACAUAUAUUUGAAUUUGUUAUAAAAGUAAUUAAUCAAGCUAAAAAACGAGGUACAAAUACAUUUAUGGAGUCGCUUUUUCGUUCAUUAAAUCGAACAAUAUUAUUUGAAUUAUCAAGAAAAAUUGAUUCAUUUGGAGAUCAAAUGACUGCACUUGAUGCAUUACAUCGUUUAGCUAAUAAUCGACAAUUAAUUUUUUCGGAUUCAAAUCAAGAUGCUGAAUUUUUUGGUUGUCUUUGUUAUUGUUUAAUUAUUUUAAUCGAUGAAACAGGAACAAAACAAUUCAGUGAUGAUUCAAGUUCACGAUCAACUUGGUAUCAUCGUCUUGAUAGUCCAGCAUCACCUUUGCAACCAAAUAAAGGUUUAAUAAUUAAUGCUGCACAACGUAUUUGGUCAGAAUUAUAUAUGAAAAAGAAACCAGCAUUAGAAGAAAUACUUAAAAUGAAUUUUUCACUAUUAGUUACACAAAAUAAAACAACAUUAGUUGAUGUUAGUGAAUAUUUAUUUGAAUCAGCAUCAAAAGUUUGGACAAGAUUUGUCGAAGGAGAAUUAAGAAUAACAGAUAAGAUUCAACAACAAAUUAUGCAUGUUGGUUCGCGUAUACAGCGAUUGACUGGUGGUGUAACAGUGGGUUUUCGAUCAAGUCUUCAUCAACUUCGAGGAACAAAAGUAAAACGUGAACAAAUUAAAUUAGAUCGAGCAACCAUUCAUAGUGCUUUGGCUUUAAUGUCUGUUAAUGUUUCCAGUGUGAAAGAAAAUGUUGACAAUGAAUAUCGUCGAUUAGCACAAAAUUGUGAACAAAAAUUUAGUUAUCUAUAUGAAGAAUGGUUAGCUAUCGAACGUGAUUUAUUACGUGAACGUGGUUUAUGGGGUUUUGAUGAACCUGAUCCAUUAGCUAAAUAUAAACUUGAUUUUAUCGAAGGACCAUGUCGUAUGCGUAAACGAAUGGUACUUAAUGAAGAUUUCUAUAAACAUUAUCCAUAUCGUAUUCCAAUUGAACAUACGAAACGAAAGUUUAAUCCACCAAUAUCAUUGGAUUCCAAACAAUAUUCUGAUCGACAAUUUCAACUUGUCGAUCGUUUACUAAUCAUAAAUCUGCCAUCCAUUGAUAAUUCUCUAAUACCUUCAACACCAAUAGUAAAAGAAACAAAUGAAACACAAUCGCAAACAUCACCACCUACGAUUUCAAUUACAUCAAAAGACACUAAUGAAUCACCAACAGAACAAAUCGUUCGACAAGAUAGUGAAAUAUGGACAAAUGAAGAAGAAAAAGAAUUACUUGCACCAACUUUAUUAUCAGUACGAAAGAGAACAUUAUCAAAUGAUAUGUUACUAACAGACGAAUCAAUUAUUGGUGAUGAUGAUGAAGAAGAUCCAAUGGCUGCUAAUUUAGAACCAGAUGAAGUAGAAACAGAAGCUGAAACUCAACAAGCACCAACAACAUCAAAUGAAACACUUGAAAUGGGACAAACUAAUCAAAAUGUUUUACGAUUACUUGAAGAAGAUGAAAAAAUUUCAUUAGCAUUUCGUUGUGCACGUAUUGAAGGACUUGAUGGUAGUGAAGGAAUAUUAAUAUUUGGUCGUGAACAUUUCUAUAUUCUCGAAGGAUAUACAUAUAAUACAGAAAAAAAUGAAAUUGUUGAUUUAGAUAAAUGUCGUAAUGAAUAUAUACCAUUGAUACCUAAAUCAUCAACAAUAACAAAUGCCGAUACACAACAAUAUAGAAAAGAAUGUUCAAAAUUUGCCUAUGAAGAUAUUAAAGAAGUUCAUAAACGUCGACAUAUUUUACAACCUAUUGCUUUGGAAUUAUUUGCUGCUGAUGGUCGAAAUUAUUUACUUGUAUUUGUUCGUAAAGAACGUAAUAAAGUUUAUCAACGUUUACUUAGUUCAGCAACAGAAUUAACUGAUUCUGCUAUUCAUUCUGUAUCUGGUCAACGACGAAGUAUCAAUAUAGAACAGGGAACGAGUUUUAUUGGAACACUUAUGGGUGAACGUUCCGUUACACAACGAUGGGAAAAAGGUGACAUUAGUAAUUUUCAAUAUUUAAUGUAUUUAAAUACACUUGCUGGACGAUCUUAUAAUGAUUUAAUGCAGUAUCCAGUACUUCCAUGGAUUCUAGCUGAUUAUGAUAGUAAAGAAUUAAAUUUAACAAAUCCAAUUACUUUUCGUGAUUUAUCAAAACCAAUGGGUGCUCAAACAAUUGACCGUCUUGUACAAUUUCAAAAACGUUUUGCUGAAUGGGAUGAUCCAACAGGUUCAACACCAGCUUAUCACUAUGGUACACAUUAUUCAUCAGCAAUGAUUGUUGCAUCGUAUCUUGUUCGAACUGAACCAUUUACUCAAGUUUUUCUUCGUUUACAAGGUGGUCAUUUUGAUCUUGCUGAUCGAAUGUUUCAUAGUAUUAAAGAUUCAUGGUUAUCAGCUAGUAAAAAUAAUAUGGCUGAUGUCAAAGAACUUAUUCCAGAAUUUUUUUAUUUACCGGAUUUUUUACUUAAUACAAAUAAAUUUGAUCUUGGUAAAAAACAAAGUGGUUUAGCUUUAAAUGAUGUUAUAUUACCACCAUGGUCAAAAAAUGAUCCUCGCGAGUUUAUACGCAUUCAUCGAAUGGCAUUAGAAAGUGAUUAUGUAUCGACACAUUUAAAUGAAUGGAUUGAUCUUAUAUUUGGAUAUAAACAAGAAGGACCAGCAGCUAUUGAAGCAACAAAUGUAUUUCAUCAUUUAUUUUAUGAAGGUGCUGUUAAUGUUGAUGAUAUUAGUGAUCCUCUUGAACGAUCAGCUAUCAUUGGUUUUAUAAAUAAUUUUGGACAAAUUCCUAAACAACUUUUUAAACGACCACAUCCACAAAAAAAAUUAAGUCGAUCUUUAAUGGAUUCAAUUGGCAUAGAACGAAGUUUAUUUUUUAAUCAUGUUAAUAGUCUACGACCAUCAAGAAUGCCUAUUAAGGAAUUAAAAUCUGCAGUUGGGAUUAUUUUUCCAACAGAAAAAUCCUUAAUCGCACUUGAACAAUGUAAAGCAAUUAUACCACCAAAUUAUACACGUUGUAUACAAUAUGGAUUUCCUGAUGAAAGUUUACGAAUUAUGUCUGUUGAUUCUGAUAAAAGUUCAAUGAUUUAUGAAUUAGUACAAGAUGGAAAAAUUACAAAUGUUUUAUGUCCAACAUCACAAUAUGUUAUAACAGCAGGUACUAAUACAUUAAUUAAUGUAUGGGAAAUUGGUAAAGGUCGUCAUAAACGUUUACAUCUUAAAACUCGUCUUACUGGUCAUAAUGAUACAAUAACAUAUUUAACAGCAUCACAAGCAUAUCGAAUAUUAAUAUCUGGUUCUGAUGAUCAAACAUGUAUUGUUUGGGAUUUAAAUCGUUUACAUUUUAUUCGACAAUUACCAAAUCAUGCGGGACCAAUAUCAUGUAUAUGUGUUAAUGAAUUAACAGGUGAUAUUGCAAGUGCAGCUGGAAGUUAUCUUUAUGUAUGGACUAUAAAUGGACAAUUACUUGCAUCAAUUAAUACAAUGGCUUAUAGUAGACAACAAUCUAUACUUUGUAUUGCUAUAUCUCAAAUGAAUGAAUGGGAUGAUGAAAAUGUGAUUAUAACUGGUAGUUCAGAUGGUGUUGUUCGUAUGUGGACUAUUGGCUAUGAUCAAGUACUUGAUCGACCACCACCAUCAUCACCUUCAAUGUUAACAAUAGGUGAAGAUCGAACUCGUUUACCAUCAAUAUCUCAACCAACACCAAUAAAAUUACAUUCAACUAGAGGUCAAAUAUCAAUUGAUAGUGAUGCUGAAUCCGAUGAAGGAGAAGGAAAAACGCAUGUAACACGUAUUCAAACAUGUUUGUCGUCACAAGGUGAUCGAUCAUUUGAUGAUGAUGCAGAUUUAAAUACAAAUAAAGAUACACUUGAUGUACCAUCUGUACCAUCAUUAAAUAGUCCAACUGGUAGUGAUAAAUUUAUUGUUGUUACAGAUGUUGAAAUACUUGAAGCAAAAACUAGUAGUAAUAAUAAUGAAACUCAUAUAAAAUCAACUUAUCUUGAUUUAAAAGAAGGUUUUAAAUGGGACCGUCGAAUAAAUUAUCGUGGUAAAUUAACAAUGCAUACAGCUUAUGAACGAAAAGAAAAUUCAAGUCCAGCAGCUGUUACAGCAAUUGGUAUUUCAAAAGAUCAUAAAACUUUGUUUGUGGGUGAUGCACGUGGUCGAAUAUUUAGUUGGACUGUUAGUGAUAAUCCAGGUCGAACAAAUGCUGAUCAUUGGAUUAAAGAUGAAACAGUAGAUGCAUGUAAAGAUUGUUCAAUUCGAUUUUCAUUUGCUGAACGAAGACAUCAUUGCAGAAAUUGUGGACAAUUAUUCUGUGCUAGAUGUAGUCGUUUUGAAACCGAUAUACCUCGUAUGAAAAUAUAUAAAAAUGUACGUGUUUGCCGUCAAUGUUAUUUAUCAAUUAAAGAACAAAAAUCAUUAACUACAAAUAACACUUGA